Williopsis jadinii is the source of this 2120-nucleotide messenger RNA. RefSeq names its product fimbrin (gene SAC6). The transcript has 2 exons. Gene Ontology annotation, biological process: actin filament network formation; actin filament bundle assembly. The record is from RefSeq and is a predicted model, not a curated record. Bases 228 to 2120 code for a protein of 630 amino acids. Lineage: Eukaryota; Fungi; Ascomycota; Saccharomycetes; Phaffomycetales; Wickerhamomycetaceae. Gene Ontology annotation, cellular component: cytoplasm; actin filament; actin filament bundle. Gene Ontology annotation, molecular function: calcium ion binding; actin filament binding.
GAUAUCAACACCACUACAACUCCCACACCAAUUGAUCAAGUGCCGAUAUCUGCGACUGUAAUUGUUUCCUCCCAUAACAUCCUUACACCAAGAAAACGUAGCCUAGGUGGUCAUCGCUUUAAAGGGGGGCGCAAGGGAGUUAUCCAAUUAGUUUCAAGUUAGGGUCUAUUGCCUCCUUUCACAGGAUUUCUCAUCAAUUGUCCGUCAAAUCCAAUAGAUAACCAAGUAUGAAUAUCGUGAAACUACAAAGAAAGUUCCCAAUCCUCAACCAGGAGGACCUGUUUGGUCUCAUUGAGCAAUUCAGAGGACUCGACACUGAGGAUAAAGGUUACGUUGAAAAGCAGGACGUUAUUGAACAGCUGUCCAACUCUGGUGAAAGCUCAUAUGAUGAUGUCCGUCAAACUUUGAAACAAGUGUCUGUUGACUCCUCAGGCCGUGUUGAAUUGGAUGACUACGUUGAAUUGGUUGCAAAGAUUAGAGAGAACAAGAGUGCACCACAGAGCACCACAACUUCUUCCCCUUCAAAGAUUCAACACAAGGGUACAGGUGCCAAGGCUUCAAUUAUCGUUGGUGGAUCGCAAUCAGGUACGACACACACCAUCAACGAAGAAGAGAAGACCGAGUUCACAAAGCACAUCAACAGCGUCCUCGCAGGUGAUCCAGACGUUGGUGAUAGAAUCCCAAUUCCAACUGAUACUUUCCAGAUUUUUGACGAGUGUAAAGAUGGUUUGAUUCUAUCCAAGUUGAUCAACGAUUCCGUCCCUGAUACUAUUGAUACAAGAGUCUUGAACUUCCCAAAGAAGGGUAAAUCUUUGAAUAAUUUCACCAUCUCUGAAAACGCCAACAUCGUCAUCAACUCUGCCAAGGCCAUUGGUUGUGUUGUUGUCAACGUCCAUUCAGAAGACUUCAUCGAAGGUAAAGAACACUUGAUCUUGGGUUUAAUCUGGCAGAUCAUUAGAAAGGGUUUGUUGAAUAAGAUUGAUAUCAAAUUGCACCCAGAGUUGUACCGUUUGUUGGAGGAUGAUGAAACUUUGGAACAAUUCUUGAGAUUGCCACCAGAGCAGAUCUUGUUGCGUUGGUUCAAUUAUCACUUAAAGGCUGCUGGCUGGGAAAGAAGAGUCACCAAUUUCUCCAAGGAUGUCUCUGAUGGUGAGAACUACACAGUGUUGCUCAACCAGUUGGAUCCACAAUUGUGUUCUUUGGCUCCUUUGCAAACACAGGAUUUGUUAACAAGGGCUGAACAAGUUCUUCAGAACGCUGAGAAGCUUGAAUGUAGAAAAUAUUUAACACCAUCUGCAUUGGUUAAAGGAAAUCCAAAGUUGAACUUGGCCUUUGUUGCACACUUGUUCAAUACUCACCCAGGUUUGGAUCCGAUUGAGGAGAAUGAAGCUCCAGAGAUUGAAGAAUUUGAUGCUGAAGGUGAAAGAGAAGCUAGAGUGUUCACUCUUUGGUUGAACUCAUUGGAUGUCGAUCCGCCAGUGGUUUCUCUGUUUGAGGAUUUGAAAGAUGGUACCAUUCUUCUUCAAGCCUUUGAGAAAGUCAUGCCUGGUUCGGUUAACCAAAGGCAAAUCAACAAGAGACCAACAAGUGGUAAUGAGAUCUCAAGAUUCAAAGCUUUGGAGAACACAAACUAUGCUGUUGAAACAGGUAAGGCAAACCACUUCUCACUUGUCGGUAUUGAAGGUUCAGAUAUCACCGAUGGUAACAAACUAUUGACACUUGGUUUGGUUUGGCAAUUGAUGAGACGUAACAUUGUGUUGACUCUUAAGUCCCUUUCAAGCACUGGACGUGAUUUGACAGAUGCCGACAUCCUGAAAUGGGCAAAGGAGAAGAUCUCCAAAGGUGGUAAGACAACCACCGUUAGAUCCUUUUCUGACUCUUCAAUCUCCACUGCACACUUCCUCUUGGAUAUCUUGAAUGGUAUGAAACCAGGGUAUGUGGAUUACAACUUGGUUCACCCAGGCUCUACAGAAGAGGAGAGAUACGCAAACGCAAGAUUGGCCAUUUCCAUUGCAAGAAAGAUGGGCGCAUUGAUCUGGCUUGUUCCAGAGGAUAUCAACGAGGUUCGUUCAAGAUUGAUCUUCUCCUUUGUUGGUUCAUUGAUGGCUCUUGAACAUUAA